This is a messenger RNA of Mirounga angustirostris (Northern elephant seal), 787 nucleotides long. RefSeq names its product T-cell surface glycoprotein CD3 delta chain. Gene Ontology annotation, molecular function: transmembrane signaling receptor activity. Gene Ontology annotation, biological process: cell surface receptor signaling pathway; positive thymic T cell selection. Gene Ontology annotation, cellular component: external side of plasma membrane; alpha-beta T cell receptor complex; membrane. NCBI's taxonomy places the organism in Eukaryota, Metazoa, Chordata, Mammalia, Carnivora, Phocidae. The record is from RefSeq and is a predicted model, not a curated record. Bases 120 to 635 code for a protein of 171 amino acids. The transcript has 5 exons.
UUCCUCCCCGCCCCUUUACUUUUUCCGGGUACCCGUGAGUCCGUUGGGGGAGGGCAUCUCUCACCCUGGCUGAUAGUUCUGUGACCUGGGUCUACCUACUGAAGGAAUUCUGCUGGAAAAUGGAACACUGUACGUUUCUGGCUGGCGUGAUACUGGCUGUCCUUCUCUCCCAAGUGAGCCCCUACAACAUAAUCGUGGAGGAACUUGAGGACAAGGUGUUCCUGAAUUGCAAUACCAGUAUCAUUCUGGUAGAGGGAACGAGGGGAACACCAUUCCCACAUGAUAAAAUGUGGAACUUGGGAAAACGCAUCCUGGACCCACGAGGAGUGUAUCGGUGCAAGGGGACAGAUGAACAAGACGACAAAACACCUUAUAUGCAAGUAUAUUAUCGAAUGUGUCAGAACUGUGUGGAGCUGGACUCAGCCACCCUGGCUGGUAUCGUCAUCACUGACAUAAUCGCCACUCUGCUCUUUGCUUUGGGAGCUUAUUGCUUUGCUGGACAUGAGACUGGAAGGCUCUCUAAGGCUGCUGACUCUCAAGUUCUGUUGGAAAAUGACCAGCUCUAUCAGCCCCUUCGAGAUCGGAAUGAUGCUCAGUACAGUCAUCUUGGUGAAAACUGGCCUCGGAAGAAGUGAACCUGAGACCGGUGGUUUAUGGGAGUAUCGACUGUACCUUCUUCCCUUGCUCAGCCAAUAAAGAUGUCUUCUUCCACUCAGCAGGUGCCUGGACUUUUCAAGGCUCUUGGGCAAGGCAUGGGAGUUGUUCUGCCUUGGCUGGACCCUUGCCU